AUGCACCCAAAAAACAGAAAUGAUCGCGAUCAGACUACCAGACUCACCAGAAGAAGUCAUAUUCUCUACGAAUUACCAUUCUCAUCCUACAAAUCUUCCACCGAACACUUGCCAACACCUCAAUCAAAGAGCACCAAGAGUUGCCCUUCUGUACGGCUUAGCAUCCUCAUCUUACAAAUCCUCUACCGCACACUUGCCAACACCUCAACCAAAGAGCACCAAGAGUUCAUUUUCUGUACGACUUACCAUCCUCAUCCUUCGAAUCUUCCACCAAACACUUCCCAACCUUUCAACUUCAACCAAAGAGCAUCAAGACUUCUCCAAUCUAUCUAUCUUCGAAAGAUAACCAUUAUGUCUGCCGGCUCGUCUCCUCAACUUGCAGAGUCUUCUCAACUUGCAGAACUAUCAAGCACUCACUCUUUACCCUGUCCAGAUCCAGAUUGUCAGCUUCAUUUUUCGAACGCCGGUGACCUCUAUGGAAAUUACGAUGGCUUUCAUCCUCUCUUUAUAUUCUUGCCCGGCCGAGCCAAACAAUAUAAAUGUUCAUUUUGCCCAAAGACGUAUGUAUCCGAACGGCACAUGAGAGGUCACACAAACACACACAGACCAAAGUGCCCUGGUUCUGCAGAGUCCCGGGACCAACUAGCCCUGAUCCUACAGUCUCAUGUUGCAAUGGCAGACAAACAGCGUUCUCAAGCUCAAACGACAACUAAGAAUACCACACACUACAAUCCAGAGCAUGAAGACCAGGGCAACGAGGAACAAGCAUCUUAUACUACCACCCAGCAAGACCCGGGCUCUCUCAGCUCUGCGCAACCCAACUCCACACCUGCAAUGGCAGAUAAACAGCAUUCUCAAGCUCAAACGACAACUGAGAAUACCCUACACCACAAUCCAGAGCAUGAAGACAAGGGCAGCAAGGAACAAGCAUCUUACACUACCACCACCCAGCAAGACCCUGACUCUGUCAACUCUACGCAACCCAACUCCACAACACGAAAACUCUCCGCCGCGCAAAAAAAAAGUAGGGGCUCUCAACUUCUUGCUCCUGUGGCCGAAAAAGCUCAGAGAUCUCGAAAUCUUACCACCCAUAAAGUCAUAUUUGACGAAAUGGCGGUUACGGAAGAGGGAGACCUCAUUGAUAUUGGACUGACUCAAUCAACGCAGCCCGCACAGGCUGUCCGCAAGAUGUAUUGGGGUAAUCAUGCUACAUCACACUGCUCUUCAGCGGCUCUUGGAAGACCGUGGGCGCUUUGA
This is a messenger RNA of Letharia columbiana, 1257 nucleotides long. RefSeq lists its product as uncharacterized. Bases 1 to 1257 code for a protein of 418 amino acids. The transcript has a single exon. NCBI's taxonomy places the organism in Eukaryota, Fungi, Ascomycota, Lecanoromycetes, Lecanorales, Parmeliaceae. The record is from RefSeq and is a predicted model, not a curated record.